Molecule: messenger RNA, 916 nt
Organism: Helianthus annuus (common sunflower)
Lineage: Eukaryota; Viridiplantae; Streptophyta; Magnoliopsida; Asterales; Asteraceae
Exons: 2
Coding region: 257-691 (144 amino acids)
Source: RefSeq, a predicted model, not a curated record
UGUAUGUGUUACGGCAAUUCCCCGAAUUACCAAUGUAGACUCAUUUAACUAAUCAUAGUUAAAUGCAGUGCUAUGAAUGUAUGAUUAAAUUAACUGUGGUUAGGUUAAAGUAGUAACCUGAAGUUGCGGGUUGUCACAAGCUAACCCAUUUACUCUUAUAUCUUUGGUUAAUUUAGUUAUAUUUGUUAGUGUCAUUACAUUUUGUUUGUUAUUUUAGAUUGAUGAAGACGAUCACCAACUUCCAAAUCCACUUCAAAUGGAAGAUCAAGAUCUUUUUAAAGGCGAUUUUGUAAAUAUGUUGGUAUCUAUGGAGCAGCAACAAACUGCUACAAAUGCUCCCAUACAAGUAUCCGAACCUGUACCCGUACUCAAACCUAAAUCCAUACCCAAACCCAAAAAAGUACGCAAAUCAAAACUCGUACCCAAACCCGUAUCAGUACCCAUACCUAUACCCAUAUUCGCAAAUGUACCCAAACCCAAACUCGAACCACAUAUAAAACUCAUAACCGGUUUGGAAGGGGAAACAUGGGAUGAUCCUAAUUUGAAUUCGAUCAAGGAGAAUUUACAGAACAAAACCGGUCUCAUUCGAGACGUAGUUCAUAAAUUAGACAAACUCUUUAAGCACCACACUCACAUUCGUACUUCUUCACCGCAAGGGAUGUAUCCCAUAUCGGUUCAAUAUCUAACCUAGAGUUUGCUAUCGUGCUAACGUUAUGAACGAUUUGGUGAUUGGAUGCAUUAGCUUACGGGGAGUCUAUUGCUGACAUGUCACACCCCAAAAUACCACAUGUGGAAACCCCCGCAAGGCAUGUGACGUACCAGGAUCUAGCCACUAAUCACAUUGAACUAACAAUAAUGUAAUAAAUAAAAAUUCCCAUUCAAUGUAAAUAGUGUAUCACAAAACAUUUGUUUAAAA